UUAGCUGUAGCGCCCGCUACAGUGGUGCGACGACGCUUUACCCGAGGUCCAGUUUGCUUUUACCAUAAGAAAACAAUAAAUUAUUGAAAACAAAUAGACAGUGAACAGUGACAGCGGAAAGACUCUCCUCUCCAAAGAAUUUCAUAUUUUUUUGUUAAUUUUUUUGUAGUGAGGUAAAUAAAUCACCAGCACCACCACUUACUAUCGAGCCUCUCAGGAUACUCGUGCGCGUGUCGUAUUCCCCGAGGCAAUAAUCCACACUUCGAGAUGGCGGGGCAGGAUCCAAAGUGGCAAAAAGAUGCUGCUGACCAGAAUUUUGAUUAUAUGUUUAAACUGCUGAUUAUUGGCAACUCGUCAGUGGGCAAAACAUCGUUCCUCUUUCGCUACGCCGACGACUCGUUCACGUCGGCAUUUGUUUCAACUGUUGGUAUUGACUUCAAAGUCAAAACUGUGUUCAGGCACGAUAAGAGAGUUAAACUCCAAAUAUGGGACACAGCCGGUCAAGAGCGAUAUAGAACUAUAACGACAGCCUAUUACCGCGGGGCAAUGGGCUUUAUUCUAAUGUACGACAUCACCAAUGAGGAAUCAUUCAACUCAGUUCAAGAUUGGAUAACGCAGAUUAAAACGUAUUCAUGGGAUAAUGCUCAAGUUAUUCUCGUUGGUAAUAAAUGUGACAUGGAGGACGAACGGGUCAUAAGUUUUGAACGGGGUAAACAGUUGGCAGAGCAGCUGAAUGUACAGUUCUUCGAGACAUCGGCGAAAGAGAACAUCAAUGUCAAGGCUGUGUUCGAGCAACUCGUGGACAUAAUCUGCGACAAAAUGAGUGAAUCCCUAGAUAACGAUCCAACCCUGAUGGCCGGUGGUGCAGGGCAGGCCAAGGGCCAGAAAUUGACCGAUCAGCCGGCAAACCCCGCCUCAACUAACUGUAAUUGCUAAAAAUGUUCCAAAAAAGUAAAUGCAUAUAUCCGUGCAUUAUUAGAUGUGAAAAAAAAAUGUUUAAAGAGGGGAGGAGAGGGGGGAAAAAAUGAAGUGACACGCAAGCGAUCACAGAGUAUAGAUCGUAGCGUAUGCAUGUUUUUGCAUUAUGUUCUUUCGUUGACACGUUCAACAUUUCCAUUAGAAAAAUUUCAUAAUUUCGCAUCGAAUUUCGUUCAACCACUGAAAUUACAUUUUGUAACGCUUAUUUCUCUGUUACUAUAACUUUCUUUUUGUAAGAAACAACAUCACGUUGACGAGUGCAUCACGCAUUAGAACAAAUUGAAUAAUUGUACGGGCAUAUCUUGUUUUAAAUGAUUAAUCUAGCGAAAAAAAAAAA
This is a messenger RNA of Diachasma alloeum, 1315 nucleotides long. RefSeq names its product ras-related protein Rab-3 (gene Rab3). The record is from RefSeq and is a predicted model, not a curated record. Gene Ontology annotation, cellular component: plasma membrane; synaptic vesicle; endosome. The transcript has 4 exons. Gene Ontology annotation, biological process: protein localization to plasma membrane; protein secretion; regulation of exocytosis. Lineage: Eukaryota; Metazoa; Arthropoda; Insecta; Hymenoptera; Braconidae. Gene Ontology annotation, molecular function: GTPase activity; GTP binding. Bases 268 to 936 code for a protein of 222 amino acids.